GGGUAUAUGAAGGCUAAAUCCGGGUGCCAUCCCCAGGUGCCCUAUACUCCGUGGUCACGACGGUGGUGUGUCUGUGGUGGGGCUGUGAAGCUUGCAGAAGGUUCAAGAGCCGUACCAUAGUAUCUGUGAGUCUUACUUCGACAGCUUUUAAGCAUCCACCACCAACAUGCCUGGCCACGUUAAGAAGUCCACGGGUCCCGAUCCAGAUCCCUCCGAGUUCCUUUACAUCUCCCUAGAACAGAAGCGUCUUGACCAGACCAAGCCUUAUGACUCUAAAAAGUCCUGCUGGGUUCCCGAUGAGAAGGAGGGCUUCUCGGAGGGUGAGAUCCAGGGCACCAAGGGCGACCUUGUGACUGUUAUGGUCAGGGGUGAGACUAAGAACUGGAAGAAGGACCUCGUACAACAGGUCAACCCGCCCAAAUUCGAGAAGUGUGAGGACAUGUCCAACUUGACCUACCUCAACGAUGCCUCCGUCCUGUACAACUUGAAGGCCCGUUAUGUUACCAAGCUCAUCUACACCUAUUCCGGCCUCUUCUGUGUUGUCGUGAACCCCUACAAGCGGUACCCCAUCUACACCAACCGUGUGGUCAAGAUCUACCAGGGCAAGAGGCGUAAUGAAGUGCCUCCUCAUUUGUUCGCUAUCUCUGACGGUGCCUACAUGAACAUGCUUCAGACUGGCGAAAACCAGUCCAUGUUGAUUACCGGUGAGUCUGGUGCUGGUAAGACAGAGAACACCAAGAAGGUACUCUCCUACUUUGCCAAUGUCGGCGCCAGCACCAAGAAGGUCGCCGAAGAUACUAAGCCUAACCUCGAGGACCAGAUCGUCCAGACCAACCCUAUUCUGGAGGCCUUCGGUAACGCCAAGACCACCCGUAACGACAACUCCUCCCGCUUCGGUAAGUUCAUCCGUAUCCACUUCGGCCCCAGCGGCAAGCUGUCCGGUGGUGAUAUUGAGGUCUACCUGCUGGAGAAGGCUCGUGUCAUCUCCCAGCAGGCCGCCGAGCGAUCCUACCAUAUCUUCUACGAGAUGAUGUCCGACCAGCUUGAAUGGAUUAAGCCAAAUUGUUGUCUUAGUAACGACAUCUACGAUUACCAUUACGUAUCUCAGGGCAAGAUUACUGUUCCCUCCAUUGAUGACAAAGAGGACAUGCAGUUCUGUGACGACGCCUUUGACAUCCUUGGUUUCACGAAAUUGGAGAAGCAAAAUGUCUACAAGCUCACCGCCGCUGUCAUGCACUUUGGUGAGAUGAAGUUCAAACAGAGGGGUCGCGAGGAGCAGGCUGAAGCCGACGGUACUGAGGUUGGAGAAACCAUCGGCAAACUGAUGGGUAUGGAUGGUGCUGAUCUGUAUAAAAACAUUACCAAGCCCAAGAUCAAGGUCGGUGCUGAAUUUGUUGCAAAGGGCAUGAACGUGGAUCAGUGUUUCUACUCCGUUGGUGCCUUGGCUAAGGCUAUGUUCGAUCGUGUCUUCAAGUUCCUGGUACAGAAGUGUAACGUGACUCUUGAGACUGGCAAAAAACGUUGCUCUUUCAUUGGCGUGCUCGAUAUUGCUGGUUUCGAGAUCUUUGAUUUCAACGGCUUUGAACAGAUCUGCAUCAACUUCUGUAACGAGAAGCUGCAACAGUUCUUCAACCAUCACAUGUUUGUGCUGGAGCAGGAGGAAUACAAGAGGGAAGGUAUCAACUGGGUCUUCGUCGACUUCGGUAUGGAUCUGCAGGCCUGCAUCGAGCUCUUUGAGAAGAAAAUGGGUCUCUUGUCCAUCCUAGAGGAAGAGUCUAUGUUCCCCAAGGCUACUGACAAGUCCUUCCUUGAGAAACUGAACGCCAAUCAUCUUGGAAAGACUCCUGUCUUUAUCAAGCCCAAGCCAGUGAAGGGCGGUGGCGCUGAAUCUCACUUCGCCAUUGUCCACUACGCCGGUACUGUGAACUAUAAUUUGGCUGGCUGGCUCGAAAAGAACAAGGAUCCCCUCAACGACACUGUUGUUGACCAGAUCAAGAAGUCCAGCAACGAGCUCGCCGUUCAUCUGUUCAUUGACCAUCCUGGCCAGUCAGCUGCCGCUGAUCCCAAAGGUGGUCGUGGACAGAAAUCUGGUUCCUUCAAGACCGUGUCCUCUGCUUACAGGGACCAGUUGAACAACCUGAUGAAGACCCUGAACGCCACUCACCCUCACUUCAUCCGUUGUAUCGUCCCCAACGAGACCAAAUCUCCCGGUGUUAUUGACGCCGGUCUUGUUAUGCACCAGCUGACUUGCAACGGUGUACUUGAGGGUAUCCGUAUCUGUCGUAAGGGCUUCCCCAACAGGAUCCCAUACAAGGACUUUAGGCACCGCUACAUGAUCCUCGCCCCCAAGGAGCUGAAUGAGAUCGAAGAUGAUAAGACGGCCGCUAAGGCUUGCUUCGAUAAGGCCGGUCUGAAUGAGGAGCUGUACCGCACUGGCAACACCAAGGUGUUCUUCCGCGCUGGUGUCCUGGGUACACUGGAGGAGAUCCGUGAUGACAAGCUCGCCAAGCUGAUCACUGGACUGCAAUCCUGGGUCCGAGGUUUCACUAGCCGUAAGGGUUACAAGAAGCUCCAAGAGCAGCGCGUUGCCCUUAUCGUUGUCCAGCGUAACUUGAGGAAGUUCAUGAAGAUGCGCACCUGGGCUUGGUUCAACCUGUGGCAAAAGGUCAAACCUCUCCUCAACGUCACCCGCAUUGAAGACGAAAUGAAGGCUUUGGAAGAGAAGGCGGCUAAAGCUCUGGAAGAACUGGAGAAAGAGACCAAGCUACGUAAGGCACUUGAAGCUGCCAACAUGUCCCUUCAAGAGGAGAAGAACAACCUUAUUGCCACUCUCGAUUCGACCAAGGGCAAUGUAUCCGAUUUCCUUGACAAGCAGGCCAAACUUCAGAGCCAAAAGAACGACCUGGAGGCUCAGCUUAACGAAGUUCAGGCCCGCCUCCAGCAGGAAGAGGAUGCUCGUAAUAUGCUCUUCCAAGGAAAGAAGAAAGGUGAGCAGGAAAUGAGCAGCAUGAAAAAGGAUCUUGAGGAUAUGGAACUCGUGGUUCAGAGGCAAGAACAAGAGAGAGCCACCAAGGAUCAUCAAAUCCACAGCCUCAACGAGGAAAUUGGCCACCAAGAAGAACUAAUUAACAAGGUCAACAAAGAAAAGAAGCACCUUCAAGAAUGUAAUCAAAAGACCGCUGAAGACCUCCAGGGCGUCGAGGAUAAAUGCAACCAUCUUAAUAAGGUCAAAGCUAAGCUCGAACAGACACUUGAUGAGCUUGAGGACUCUCUUGAACGCGAAAAGAAACUCCGAGGAGAGAUCGAGAAGUCAAAGAGGAAGGUUGAAGGUGACCUCAAGCUGACACAAGAGGCCGUUGCAGACCUAGAGCGCAACCAAAAGGAAGUUGAGAGCACCGUUCAGCGCAAGGAUAAGGAAAUUACCAGCCUUGCUGGCAAGCUCGAAGAAGAACAGAUCCUUGUUUCUAGAACCCAGAAGCAGGUCAAGGAACUGCAGGCACGCAUUGAAGAACUUGAACAGGAGGUUGAACAUGAACGUCAAUCUCGUUCCAAGGCUGAAAAGGGCAAAGCAAACUUGACCCGUGAACUGGGAGAUCUCAGUGACCGAUUAGAAGAAGCUGGUGGUGCUACCGCCGCUCAGAUCGAGUUGAACAAGAAGCGUGAAUCAGAACUGGCCAAACUUCGUCGUGACUUGGAGGAGACCAAUAUCCAGCAGGAGGCCGCCCUAGCUAACCUUCGCAAGAAGCAUAAUGAUGCUAUCAACGAGAUGUCAGAUCAGAUUGACCAUCUCAACAAGAUGAAAGCAAGGUCCGAGAAGGACAAGGACGCCAUGAAGCGUGAGGCCGAUGAUGCUAAGGCUGCCAUGGACGGACUUUCUCGCGACAAGGCUGGUGCUGAGAAGAUGAACAAACAACUCCAGCACCAAAUCAAUGAUGUCCACUCCAAGCUUGAUGAAGCUAACCGUACUCUCAACGAUUUCGACGCUACUAAGAAGAAGCUUGCCACAGAAAACACAGACCUUGUGCGUCAAUUGGAGGAGGCUGAGAGCCAACUUGGUCAGCUGUCCAAGAUUAAGCUGUCACUUUCUAACCAACUUGAAGACCAGAGGAAACUCGCCGAUGACGAAAGCAGGGAGCGUGCUACCCUUCUUGGUAAGUACCGCAACCUCGAACACGACAUCGAUGGUCUUCGUGAACAGUUAGAAGAAGAAAGCGAGGGUAAGGCUGAUGUUCUGCGCCAGCUGUCCAAGGCCAGUGCUGAGGCUCAAAUGUGGCGCUCAAAGUACGAAACUGAAGGCAUCGCCCGUUGCGAGGAACUUGAGGGUGCCCGCCUGAAGCUUGCUGCUCGUCUUGAGGAGGCCGAAGAUCAGAUCGAGCAACUCAAUAUCAAGAACAUGAAUCUGGAGAAGACCAAACAACGCAUUGCCACUGAACUUGAGGAUAUGCAGAUCGAGGUUGAACGUGCCCAGGCCUUGGCUAAUGCCGCUGAGAAGAAACAAAAGAACUUCGACAGAAUCAUCUCAGAAUGGAAGAUGAAGGUUGAUGACCUGGCUGCCGAACUGGAUGCUUCUCAGAAGGAAUGCCGUAACUACUCCACUGAACACUUCCGCAUCAAGGCAGCCUAUGAGGAGAACCUUGAAACACUAGAUGCUGUCCGCCGCGAGAAUAAGAAUCUAGGUGACGAGAUCAAGGACUUAAUGGACCAGAUUGGCGAAGGUGGCCGAACACUUCAUGAAAUCCAGAAGACUGCUAAGCGUCUUGAGAUCGAAAAGGAAGAGCUUCAGGCUGCUCUUGAGGAGGCUGAGGCCGCCCUUGAACAAGAGGAGAACAAGGUGCUUCGUGCCCAGCUUGAACUUAGCCAAGUGAGGCAGGAGAUCGACAGACGUAUCCAGGAGAAGGAAGAAGAGUUUGAAAAUACUCGCAAGUGCCACCAGCGUGCCAUUGACUCCAUGCAGGCUUCCCUUGAGGCUGAAGCUAAGGCUAAGGCCGAAGCUCUGCGCCUGAAGAAGAAGCUGGAGUCUGACAUCAACGAGCUCGAGAUUGCUCUUGAUCAUUCCAACAAGGCCAACGCAGACCUGCAGAAGCACGUCAAGAAACUCCAAGGUGAAAUUAAGGAUCUACAGAUUCGCGUGGAGGAAGAACAGCGUCUUGCCUCAGAAUACAGGGAACAGUACGGCAUUUCCGAACGCCGAGCCAACGCACUCAAUGGAGAAUUGGAAGAAUCCCGCACCCUCCUCGAACAGUCUGACCGUGGUCGUAGACAGGCCGAAGCUGAUCUUGCCGAAGCUUCCGAAAAUAUUGCUGGUCUCACUGCUCAGAACGCUUCCCUUAACGCAGCUAAGAGGAAGCUUGAGGGAGAGAUGCAGACUCUGCAUGCUGACCUCGACGAGAUGCUGAACGAAGCCAAGAACUCAGAGGAGAAGGCUAAGAAGGCCAUGGUUGACGCCGCCCGCCUGGCUGAUGAACUCCGCGCUGAGCAGGAACACGCCCAGACCCAGGAGAAGAUGCGCAAGGGUCUGGAAGUAUCCCUCAAGGAAAUCCAGAUUCGUCUCGAAGAAGUCGAAACCAAUGCUCUGAAGAACACCAAGAAGGCUGUGGCUAAACUGGAAGGCCGCGUGCGCGACCUGGAGAGCCAGCUGGAUGAUGAAUCCCGUCGCCACUCUGACGCCCAGAAGAACCUGAGGAAGUGCGAGAGGCGCAUCAAGGAGCUCACCUUCCAGUCCGAUGAGGACAAGAAGAACCACGAGAGGAUGCAGGAUCUUGUUGAUGCCCUUCAACAAAAGGUCAAGACCUACAAGCGCCAGAUCGAGGAGGCCGAGGAGAUCGCCGCCCUGAACUUGGCCAAGUUCCGCAAGUCCCAGCAGGAGCUGGAGGAAGCCGAAGGGCGCGCGUAAUUCUGGACAGAAGUCUAUGUUAGAAGAGUUGAAGAGAUCAUUCAAGAACAGUACAAAGCUUGAUUAGUUCAAUCCUUGCACUGGUUAACAGCUCUUGGACGGUACUGAUGCUUACACUAUGCAAUAUAAAAAUUUUAUUGGUCCUAUUCAAUAUUUCUUAGGGGUAUACAAUACACAAUACACUAAUGUUGGUAAUAAAUGUGAAACCAGUGCAAAUGUAUAUCCACUCAAUUGCUAUCCAUAAACUUGCAAAAAAAAUUAAAUAAAUAUUCCGAAAAUUUCCUAUUUACAUUUGUAUUGACUAUAUUAUGUAUAGGAAUCUUAAUAAAUAUCUAACUGUAA
Messenger RNA from Homarus americanus (American lobster), 6235 nucleotides. RefSeq names its product myosin heavy chain, muscle-like. Gene Ontology annotation, cellular component: myosin complex. The record is from RefSeq and is a predicted model, not a curated record. The coding region runs from base 167 to 5893 and encodes 1908 amino acids. Gene Ontology annotation, molecular function: cytoskeletal motor activity; actin filament binding; ATP binding. NCBI's taxonomy places the organism in Eukaryota, Metazoa, Arthropoda, Malacostraca, Decapoda, Nephropidae. The transcript is spliced from 22 exons.